UUCGCUCUCUCUUUUUUUUUCGAUGCGCAUUUAAGGAGGCGCAACACUUUUAAUCCCAUUAGAAGCUGCUAACGUGCAUGUUCACCUCCCUCUCUCUCCGUGGAGCGGCGCAGGAGUGGCCAAAGCCAAAAGCAGCGAUUCAGAUCAGAUUUCAGCUGGAGAAAGAGAAAGAGAGAGAGGGGGAGAAAGAGAGAGAGUGAGCGUGUGUGUGCGCGCGCGCGUGUGUGCGUGAGGCAGGCAGGCAGGCAGUCAGACAGACAGUCAGUCCGUCAGUCACCCUCCUCCCAAAUCUCGAAAAGCUUCACCGAGGAGGCGCGGCGAGAGGAAUCCAGCGGAAUUUUUGCGCGGAUAUUUCCUUCCUAUUUCUUCACCAGCCGUCCCUCUCCCGUCCUGUCCCUCCUCUUCCUCCUCCUCAUCUUCCUCACGAGCUUCUUCUUUUUUUCUUCUUCUUCUCACAUCUCCCCAAAAUAAAUCAAGAAAAGAGAAUCGAGAUUGAAAAGUUGGAGGCGAGGCAGCAAGGACCGUGGCCGAGGAUGGACGAGCAGCCUCGUUUGAUGCACUCUCACGGGGUAGGGAUGGCCGGACACCCCGGCCUGGCGCAGCAUUUGCCGGAUGGCACCGCGGGGACGGACGGCGAAGGGAGGAAGCAGGACAUCGGAGACAUUUUACAGCAAAUCAUGACCAUCACCGACCAGAGCCUGGACGAAGCGCAGGCGAGGAAACAUGCGUUGAACUGUCACAGAAUGAAACCUGCUCUCUUCAACGUUUUGUGUGAAAUCAAAGAAAAAACAGUGCUCAGUAUUCGCGGCGCCCAGGAGGAAGAACCUCCCGACCCUCAGCUGAUGCGUCUGGACAACAUGCUGCUGGCCGAGGGCGUCGCCGGGCCCGAGAAAGGCGGCGGGUCGGCAGCUGCGGCGGCCGCCGCCGCCGCCACGGGAGGCAUCGGCGCCGACAACUCGGCGGAACACUCCGACUAUCGGGCCAAGCUGACGCAGAUCCGACAGAUUUACCACACGGAGCUGGAGAAGUAUGAACAGGCGUGCAACGAGUUCACCACCCACGUGAUGAACCUGCUGCGGGAGCAGUCUCGAACGCGGCCCAUCUCGCCCAAAGAAAUCGAGCGCAUGGUCAGCAUCAUCCACCGCAAGUUCAGCUCCAUCCAGAUGCAGCUCAAGCAGAGCACCUGCGAGGCCGUCAUGAUCCUGCGCUCGCGCUUCCUCGACGCCAGGCGAAAAAGGAGGAACUUCAACAAACAAGCAACAGAGAUUCUAAACGAGUACUUCUACUCCCAUCUCAGUAACCCUUAUCCCAGUGAAGAGGCCAAAGAAGAGUUGGCCAAGAAAUGCAGCAUCACAGUGUCACAGGUCUCCAACUGGUUUGGAAACAAGAGGAUCCGCUACAAGAAAAACAUCGGCAAGUUUCAGGAGGAGGCCAACAUGUACGCGGCCAGGACCGCCGUCAAUGCCACCAGUGUGUCUGCGCACGGCAGCCAGGCCAACUCGCCCUCCACUCCCAAUUCAGCAGGUUCUGCUGGUUCCUUUAACAUGUCAAACUCUGGAGACUUGUUCAUGAGUGUGCAGUCCCUCAAUGGGGACUCGUACCAAGGGGGGCAGGUUGGGGCCAACAUACAAUCCCAGGUGGAUACUCUUCGCCAUGUUAUCAGCCAGACCGGCGGAUACAGUGACAGCCUCGCCGCCAGCCAGAUGUACAGUCCACAGGGCAUCAAUACGAACGGCGGCUGGCAAGAUGCUCCGACCCCUUCGUCGGUGACAUCACCCACGGAAGGACCCGGAAGCGUUCAUUCGGACACCUCCAACUGAAUCCGUCCACCCUGCCGCCGUCACCUGUAUAAAAAGCAGAACUGACCUUCACAGUAUUAAAAACAAAGGAGUUGACGAUGCCGCUGUGGGCAGAGGAGGAGGAAAAGCCCAAACCAGAAAGAAAAACAACAGCAACGUUUCCUCUGCUUGUAACCUUGGACAUUUGGGAUACAAACAAUGAAAUUCAAAAUCAGCGGAGAGGUUUGUACAGCGUUCACACACACACACACACGUUCUCUUCUAUUGGAUUCCGAGGGCUGGGCUUACUUCUCCAUCAACCGUUUCCACAUCCGGUGCAGCCAACGCUAAAGUAAAUAAACCCGAGCGUCGGUUGCUUUUAGUCGUCGUUCUACCUCUCAGCCACUCCGAGAAGGAAGAAAGUAGAAAAAAACGUCAGUGAUCGGGAUUUGUUUUGCAAAAAGUUGUCUUUGCGAGCAAGAGGCACAUCUUCUUACUUAUUCUACAUUUUGUUGUCUCUCACCUAUUCUAUUCUAUGGUACGCCAUUUUAGACUAAUAUUGCUCAGUUGUUUACAAUGUGUGCUUGAUCCGACUAUGUCCCCCCCCAAACCCCCUCGCCUGUGUCUCCGGCGUCUUUGAACCCAGUUUGUGUCGGGACAUGUCCGCCUCUAAGGUAACCCUGUGAAGUAUGUUAUCUGUAAAACAAUAAAGAAAUACUUGUCAUCACGUCCGACAAGUUUGACGUCAUUCAUUUCGUCGGACGAAUUUUGGAAACAUGAAAGAAAGAUGUUUUGUACAUAAAGUGGCCGUGCUUUGAACGAAAACUAAAAUUGAAAAGAAAAAUUUGUUAAAAAUGUUAAAUAAAAAGUGCUUAAUGAAAGACGAUAUCUUGUUCGGUACGAUGCACACGCAUCUUUUAAAUCGACGAUUUUCCGGUUGAAAGCGUUUUUAGUUACAGCCCAAAUAUUUGUAUAGAUUUCGCGUGACAUUAUCAUCUGGUGUAUAUGAAACGACAGUAUUCCGAAUUACGUGUGGCGCACCAGUCCGAAAAAUGACAGAAUAUCGGAGAAGAAAGUUCGUCCAGGACAUUUCUAACCCAGUUUGCGUUUGACGACACGGACCACUAUUUAAUCUAUUUAAACGGGGAAGUCGUUAUGUUAAUGGACUUGUACACAUG
Molecule: messenger RNA, 2956 nt
Organism: Syngnathus acus (greater pipefish)
Lineage: Eukaryota; Metazoa; Chordata; Actinopteri; Syngnathiformes; Syngnathidae
Gene: pbx1a
Product: pre-B-cell leukemia homeobox 1a
Exons: 9
Coding region: 534-1820 (428 amino acids)
Biological process (GO): neuron development; animal organ morphogenesis; eye development
Cellular component (GO): nucleus
Molecular function (GO): RNA polymerase II cis-regulatory region sequence-specific DNA binding; DNA-binding transcription factor activity, RNA polymerase II-specific
Source: RefSeq, a predicted model, not a curated record